Messenger RNA from Olea europaea var. sylvestris, 741 nucleotides. RefSeq names its product 60S ribosomal protein L24-like. The transcript has 5 exons. The record is from RefSeq and is a predicted model, not a curated record. Gene Ontology annotation, cellular component: cytosolic large ribosomal subunit. Gene Ontology annotation, molecular function: mRNA binding; structural constituent of ribosome. Lineage: Eukaryota; Viridiplantae; Streptophyta; Magnoliopsida; Lamiales; Oleaceae. The coding region runs from base 114 to 602 and encodes 162 amino acids. Gene Ontology annotation, biological process: cytoplasmic translation.
ACGAUGCCAUAUUAAUGCCAGAAAUUCAGCCCCAUAUAAGGCUUAGGGUUUCAUUCAUUUGAUUUUAUGUGUAAACUUAGCAAGCGCGGCGAAAGUUAGCAACUGCAACAACAAUGGUUCUCAAGACAGAGCUUUGUCGCUUCAGUGGUGCCAAGAUAUACCCAGGGAAGGGUAUCAGAUUUAUCCGCUCAGACUCCCAGGUCUUCCUCUUUGCCAACUCAAAAUGCAAGAGGUAUUUCCACAACCGCCUGAGGCCUGCAAAGCUUACAUGGACUGCUGUGUACAGGAAACAACAUAAAAAGGAUAUAGCUGCGGAAACUGUGAAGAAGAGGCGUCGAACCACCAAGAAGCCUUACUCAAGGUCAAUAGUUGGUGCUACCUUGGAAGUGAUUCAAAAGAAGAGAGCUGAGAAGCCAGAAGUCAGAGAUGCUGCACGUGAAGCUGCUUUACGUGAGAUCAAGGAGAGAAACAAGAAAACAAAGGACGAGAAGAAGGCAAAGAAGGCAGAAUUGAUGUCCAAGACCAAGACUUCCAAGGGUAACGUGCCCAAGGGUGCUAUACCCAAGGGUCCAAAGCUCGGAGGCGGUGGUGGCAAAAGAUAAUUUGUUACUUGUCAACUUUUUAAUGAAUGAUAUUGCCCCCUUAUGAUGUUCUUUUCCAAUAUUAAUUUUUUUAAAGACAAUUUGUUGUCUAAAUUCUACUGUUCUAUGUUAAGUGAGCACUUAGCUUUUGAGACUUAUU